CAAACAUCUUCACAACUCAUUCAUUCAUUCUCAUCAUCAUCAUCGUCGAUCAAACUCCUAUUAAAAACCAACCAAAACUCUUUCGAUUUCCAACAACCUCAAACUCGAUCCUCAAUUGAUCUGAUCAUCAAACUUCAUCCUGUUCAAGUUUCUUCUUUGGAUCAUACCCACAAAGUUCAAAACAUGACUGAUUCAUUGGCACCAAGAGUCGUCAAACGGAUUAACAAAGAAUUUAAUGUAUUAAGAACUCAACCUCCUGAAGGAGUUCGAGUCAUUGUGAAUGAAGAUGAUAUUACAGAUGUGAAGGCUUGGAUCAAAGGUCCUGCUGAAACACCUUAUGCUGAUGGUUAUUUCAAGAUUGCUUUCGCUUUUGGAUCUGAAUAUCCUGCUGCUCCUCCACGAUGUACCUUUUCAACCAAAAUCUUUCAUCCAAAUGUAGGACCUAGAGGCGAGAUUUGUGUGAACACAUUAAAGAAAGAUUGGGUUUCCACCAAUACCUUAACUGAGAUCUUGAUGGUGGUGAAAUGUUUGUUGAUUUAUCCGAACCCUGAAUCGGCAUUAGAUGAAGAAGCAGGUCGAUUGCUUUUAGAAAAGUAUGAUGAAUAUUUUCAAAGAGCUAAGCUAUGGACUGAGAUUCAUGGUCGGAAAUCGUAUCCUCCUAUCGAAUUUGAAUCAUCUGAUCUUGUUAAAAAUCAUAAUAAUGAUGAUGAUGAUGAUAAAGUUUUAGAUACGAAUUCUAAAGAAACUAGGUUUGUGGAUCAGUCUUGA
Molecule: messenger RNA, 768 nt
Organism: Melampsora larici-populina 98AG31
Lineage: Eukaryota; Fungi; Basidiomycota; Pucciniomycetes; Pucciniales; Melampsoraceae
Exons: 4
Coding region: 184-768 (194 amino acids)
Source: RefSeq, a predicted model, not a curated record